CGUGAACCUUGCUUGUUUCUUCCUUUCCCCUGCUCUGCUUUCCCCAAGCUCAGCCUCUCGUCCGCUCUAUAUUCUAUCCACCAUCGAACGGAAAAGCCCAAAAAAUUCGAGCUCUUAAGCUUGCGAAUUUCCGCCUUAUUUUUUCCCUGCGCACAGCAUUGGAAUCCCCUCCCAUCUCUCUGAUGCAAUCUCACCAACCUAUGCGAUCUUGAUCUCCAACACCAUGGCAGCGGCCGACGUGGACUUGGGGCAACUCUCCACGCAUCUUGGCGUGCCGGAGCCUGCUCUCAGCUCGCUCACGACCGAGCCUACCGUCGACCUUGUCCACGCUGUCCUCCAAGCCGUGGCAGCCAAGGCGCGCGAGUUUGAGGUGAUCUACUCUGAAAAGCUGCAGGUCGACAUCGAGCUGGAGAACGUGAUCCGGAGCUCCGAGGCACGAUGCGAACAAUUCAAGACCACCACCGACAAGUCCUUGAAGGAGGUCGAGGAAGUUAGACAGAAGCUUCGAAACGAAGAGAAUGAUCGGCAAGCCCUCGAGAACGAACUUCAGACUCUGAGGUCUUCCAGUGCAUCGCAUCAGACCGAAAUCGAGACCUUACGGGAGCGCAACAGUUCCCUGGAAGCGUCAAAUCGAGAUGCCCUUUCGAUCAUCGAUUCGAAGAACGCUGCCAACGCCGACCUGGCCGAGGAGCUUCAGAGGCAGCAUAAAAAGAUUGUGCAGCUUAAUCAGGAGAUUGCGUCGCUGAGCCAAGCCGCCCAAUCUGCCCAGGCCACAGUGAGCAGUGCAAAGUUCCGUGAAGAAUCAAUCCAGCAGGAGCUCGAGCUGGCGCGACGAAACAACGAAUGGCUGGAAAACGAACUCAAGGCGAAGAGUGCCGAAGCCCUCAAAACCCGAAAGGAGAAAGGCGCCCGCAUCUCCGAGCUCCAGCGACUGUACGACGACGCGAAUUCGAAUAUCGAGUCGCUGACGCGCAGCGAGCAGCAGCUUCGAAAGCGGCUGGACGAGGCACAGAAGAAAGCAGACGAGUCCCUGACCAAGGUGCAACAACUCCAAGAAUCGGCUUCUCGGGCCGAGGAGGGUUUCAAGCAGGAACUUGAAUCGUCAAAGCGACUUGUCGAACUCAAGGAUGAACAAGCCAAGACCCACAAGAAGAGGCUACAGGAGGUCGAGUUUAGACUUGAGCAAGUCAAGGACGAUGUAGUCGAGGAGGUUCGGGCGAUCCGGCAAGCGCUUGAGAAGGAGAAGGAGGAGCACGCGCAGACAGUACAUCAGGCCCAGGAACUGCAAUCUGAGAUGGACCGGUUGCAGGCUGUCCUGUCGUCCCAGACAGUUGAGCCAGGAUCCGCGCCGCAGACCCCCCGACCGAACGGCUCUGUUUUCGGCCGUGCUGCAUCCCCCUUCGCCACCCCAGGAUCUCUUCGCGGCAAGUCUGCCUUGCGUGCAAGCGAUGCCAUUGAGGAGCUGUAUAAUGUCAAGGGGCAGUUGAGCGGGGAAAAGCGACGGAACAAGAAGCUCCAGGAAGAACUCGACGACCUUGCAAGCAUCUUGGAGGCCAAGGCACCCGAAAUCGACGAGGCGAAUGCCGAAGCCGAGCGUCUGAGGAACGAAGCCAUCCAGAUGUCCCAGAUCAUGGAGCAGUCCUACCAGGAACGCGACUUUGCAACCAAGGCUGCCAGAAAGGCAGAGGCGGCCGCCUCUAGGGCGCAGACUGAACUCAACAUACUACAAGCCCAGCUUCGCGACCUCAGCACCCAAGUGCACGUCCUCAUAUUUAAUAUCCACGCCCAGGAGAAGGGCCUGGACCAACUCAGCGAGGAGGAGACGAGGCAGUAUGAGCGUAUCUCGCGAGGAGAAGUUGCGGAGGACUCCUUGGCAGAUCUCUCGCCUACCCACAAGUUCAUCACGGAACGAUUCGUUGCCUUCAAGGACAUCUACGAACUCCAGGCCAAGAACCAAGAACUCCUGAGACUUACACGCGAGCUUGCCGACAAGAUGGAGAAGGAGGAAGCCCUGGCAGAGCAGCAUCAGGCGGCCGAGGCCCAUGAAGAGGUCGAGAGCCUCCGUGGCACAGUCUCUACCUUGCAAGACGAGGUCAAGUCCAUCACUGUGCGCAUGAAGAGCUACAUGACCGAGCGAGACAUGUUCCGCCGCAUGCUGCAGCAGAAGGCGACCCCAGCCGAGAUCCACGCAGCCCUAGGGGCGUCCGGCGACGGCAGCCAGCGGGAGGUCCUCGCAAGUAUCGAGCAAAACACCGCGGCCGAGGAGGCCGACCUGGUUGUCGCCCUUCGAGAAUUGCAAGGCCAGUUUGAUUCUUACCGAAAUGACCAGACUACCGACCGAAAGGCGCUCAAGGAUCAGAUCGACAGGCUAUCGUCAGAGAAGUCCUCCCUGCAGGCCGAGGUUUCGAGGGUUGGCAGCCAGCUCACUCUCGCCACUGAACGAUACGGCAUCCUGCAGUCCAACUUACAGGCGAUGCAGGUUGAAGGCAAGGAGCUGCAGAAGAGGAAUCAGGCCCUUUCAGAAACGUCUGCCAAACAGGAUAUCCGCACCCAGCAGGUUGCGCAGGAGCUUGUGGAGGUUCGAGAGUUGCAUGAGAGCAUGCGGAAUGAGAACGCAAAUCUCAAGGCCGAGAAGACUCUGUGGAAGAGCAUUCAAGAACGUCUCCAUCAGGAUAACGAGAACUUGGUCCAGGAGAAGGCUAGGCUCAAUUCUCUGCUUUCGAACCAGCAGUCUCUACAGAAUGAGAGAGAGCUGGGCGAGGCGGAGACGAGACGACGACUGCAGAACCAGACUGACACUCUGGAGGCCGAGCUGACCGCCACAAAACGCAAACUCGAGGCCGAGAGAGAGGAGUCGAGGAAGUCUCAGCUGAGGAGAGAGUUCGAUGGCCAGCAGUCGCAGAAGAGGAUCGACGAGCUGACCUCGUCUCUCGGACAACUCAAGCAAGAGAAUGUGGCCCUCAAGACGAGCCGUGACCAUCUCCAAGCCCGAGUCGAUGAACUGACCGUUGAAGUUCGGAGCGCCGAGGAGCGUGCGCAGCGGCUGCGCCCAAUCCCGACUCCACGAGCCGCAGCACCAGCAACCGCAGAGCAGGCAGGUGGCGACGAUGAUUCGGAAGCUCGCAUCCAAGAAUUGGAAGCCGAGACUUCUGAGCUCAAGACCAGCCUCGAGCUGGCCAACGUACAUCUCGAGAACGCCAGGCAGCAGGGUGAGGAAUACAAGCGACUCAGCCAAGAGGUCGAAGAGGAGCUGUCCAACUUCACUGCUUCCCAAGAGCAAUAUCGCGAGGAGAUGGAUGCUGCAAUUGCGUCGAAGGAUAACAACAUCAAGGGAUUGGAGCAACGUGUAGAGGCUCUGACAACAGAGUUGGCCAGCACCACCAGCGAGCUUAACGGGCUCCGCGAUGCUCAGGCGGAAGUUGCACAGAAAGCCGAAGAAAGGGAGCGCAUGCUGAAUGAGGAGAUUGGUCGACUGAAGGAGGACGAAGAGCGACACAAGGAGGCUGCCAAGAUACAUCUCCAGGACCUCAGAGACCAGGCCGAAAUUGCGGCGCAGGCACAGCAGGCUCACGACCAGGAGCUGCUCAAGCAUGCCGAAGCACGGAAGUUGCUGCAGGCCCUUCGCGUCCAGCACAACGAACUCAAGACGCAAUCCCAAGGGUGGAGGGCCGAGGCCGAGUCCGCGAAACUGAGCUUGGCCCAGAGCGAGCAGUCGUGGGAAGAACGCCGGCAGCAGCUCGAACAGGAGAUCAGCGAGAUCAAGGCACGGUGGAACGAUGCCAACGCUCAAAACAAGCUUCUACACGGGCAGCUUGAGGCUACCAACGAGCAGAUUGUCAAGAUCAAGCAGAACAGGGCAUCUGCUGGCGAGCCGACGAAUCACGAUUCUGCUGCCGUUGCCGAUACCGCGACCGAGGGCCUACGGGAACUCAACACUUACCUGAGGCGCGAAAAGGAGAUCUUGGAGGUCCAGUACAACAUCAAGGUCCAGGAGGCGAGAAGGCUACACCAGCAAAUCGAAAUCGCCGAGUCGCAGCUUGACGAGACGCGCCUGAAGCUCGAGCAGGAACGGAGAGCCCAGGCUGAUAGCAACCGAGCCUCGAUAACCCACAACGAGUUGAUGGACAAGCUCAACGAACUCAACAUUAUUCGGGAAAGCAACGUCACACUCCGGAACGAGAACCAGCGGGCACAGGCACAGCUGGAGGCAAAGUCUGCCAAGAUCGAGAGUCUCGAAGCCCAGAUUCAGCCCUUGGAAACCCGCAUCGCCGAGCUCGAGAGCAGCCAGGCUUUCAAGGAUGCAGAGAUCAAACAGCUCCAGGAAGACCGCGAGAGGUGGCAGAAGAGGACCGAGUCGAUCUUGAAGAAAUACGGUCAGGCUGAUCCCGAGGAGAUCGACAAACUUAAGGAGACAAUCGAAUCCUUGGCUGCGGAGCGGGAUCGUCUCAAGCAAGAGCAGGAGCCGCUGCAGGCUAAGAUCCGGGAGCUCGAGACGACUCUCGAGACCGAGCGGGCGGGCUGGAAGUCUACCCGGGAGAAGCUCGCAGAGCAGUUCAAGUCGCGUUACAACGAGGCUAAGACCCAAAGGAACGACGCCGUCACCGAGAAGAACGAGCUACAGAACCAGCUCAACUCGGUCAACGAGCAGCUUUCAGCUCUGGAGAGAAACCUGGAGACGGCUAGGCAGGACAAGUCGGCAUUGGAGGAAAGGAAUGGUCAACUGGAGCAGCAGGCUCAGGCAGCCGCUAACAACACGCAAGAGACUGCACCUACCUCUGCCCCUACUUCUGCCCCUACCUCUACCCCUGCGCUCGAAGAACUUGCGCAGCAGUUGGAGAACGCCAAGCAGGAGCUCGAAGCCCUCGCCUCGCAGAAGGCUGCCGCUGAUGCCGAACUCGAAAAUAUCAGGCUCCAGCUUGCGUCAGCCAUGACCGAACGAGAUCAGGCCCUACUACGAAUCGAACAGCAGGCGGCAAGCGGUGGUGAUGUUGCCAUGCAGGGCAACGCUCCUCCUUCGGGCAAUGUUGCUCCUCUGUCCAACGAGGAGCGCAAUUCCCUCGAGGCGAAGAUUGCCGCGACGGAGGCGAAGAUCACCGAGGCUGAGGAGAAGGCCAGAGCGGUGGAGGCGAACAUGGAUGCGAUUGUGAAGCAGAGGUCUGAAAAGAUGAAGGAAAUUCUCAACAAACGCUUGAAGGAAUCCAGAGAAGCUCUCGAAAAAGAUACCCAGGAUACCAAGACGAAGCUGCAGGAGGAGUUCGACCUGAAGUUGGAGCAAGAGCGAGCCAUCUGGAUGGCGGAGAACCAGGCGGCGAGACCCCCUCAGGGCAAUGUGCCAUCGACACCGGCGAAAGACGGGCGUAACCAGUCUAUGUCCACGCCAACCAUUGCUACUCCCGGAGGGACGAACGUCGACCUCGCCAACCUCACUGAUGCGCAGACCCGCGACUUGUUGGCGAACAACGCGACGGUCAAGUCCAUUGUCGCAGCCAAUAUCAAGAAGAAGAUCGACCUGGAGACGAAGAAACUCCGGGAUGAGGUCGAGAACUCGAUGAAGGGGGAGUACGAUCAGAAGAUCAUCACUGCCAAGGAGCAGGCUACGGCACUGACGGAGAAGAAAUCGGCCCUUCGCGUCAAUAUGCUAGAUCGGCAGCUCAAGACUGGGCUUGCCAAGCUCAGCAUCGUCGAGACCGCGGCCAACGAGACACCACAGCGACCAGUCAUCGAGGUCUGGAAUAUCGCCAAGGAUGCGAAGGCACCUGCAACUGUCCCGACUGUCCCGGCUGCCCCCGCGCAAGCGGCGCCAGCGUCCAGUGUUACUGCUCCGCAGGUAACAACUGCCCCUACCGCUACCUCGGUGUCCGACGAUAUGAAACCCCAGGAGCCAGCGCCAGCCACGCAACGCAACAUUUAUCAACCGACCAAGCCUGCGGUGGCUACCACGUCGGCGCCGCAAGCUACGACUUCGACUGCGGCUGCAGCACCUAUACUUAACCCCUUCGCACCCUCCACUACCUCCCAGCCCACCCAGGUGCUGCCAAAUCCAUUCGCACCUGGACCCCAAGCGCAGCCCAGUCUGGCGCCACAGGCAAACCAACCCGGGCAGCAGCAGCAGCAGCAGCAGCCGCUGCCGGCCCGAACCGGCAUCCCCGUGCCCUCUAGGGGAGGAGGCCCGCAUGCCGGACGUGGGCGUGGCGCACAAGGCGUGUAUCAACCGCCCGGCCGCGGUGGUGGUCAGGGCGGUGGUGGUCAGGGCGGCGGUCAGGGCCACCGUGGCGGACGAGGUUUCGGCGGCGGCCGGGGCAUGAAUCCCAACGCGGGUGACUUCAACCCCGGCGGUGGCGGUGCGGGCAACAAGCGGCAGCGCAACGACUUUGAGGGCGGCGGUGGCUCUAAGCGGCAACGUGGUGGAGGCGGAGGCCAGUAGAAAUGGUCAACGCGCCCAGGGAGCCCUAGGCUGUGAUGAUGGGAACCGAGCCGGCGGGGGAGGGGAGUUACCGGUGUGGGUUGUAAGGGAAACGUGGGAAUGAGGAUACGAGAGUCGGAAUUGGGCUAUGGUUGCAGCAGCUAUGUAUCCGUGGCAUCUCACACAUGCAGGACGCAGUUAUUUUCCUAUGUCGUUUGAUCGUUUUGAAAUUGCAAGGGGAGGGAGGCAGGGUUGGAAUGGUUCUUGGCCGGGCAGGCAUAUCUUGCGAUGCACAGGCUUGUUUUCUUUGCAUCUCUGUACUAUUAGUCACGUGCCGAACCAACAUCUAGGGUCAGCGGAGUUUGAGAGCAGAAAAAGCUUUGAUCUGAUUACCGG
This is a messenger RNA of Phialemonium atrogriseum, 6799 nucleotides long. Its product is annotated as nucleo protein TPR. NCBI's taxonomy places the organism in Eukaryota, Fungi, Ascomycota, Sordariomycetes, Cephalothecales, Cephalothecaceae. Gene Ontology annotation, biological process: mRNA export from nucleus; protein import into nucleus. The transcript has 3 exons. The record is from RefSeq and is a predicted model, not a curated record. Gene Ontology annotation, molecular function: structural constituent of nuclear pore. Bases 224 to 6424 code for a protein of 2066 amino acids. Gene Ontology annotation, cellular component: nuclear pore.